AUGAAUGAUAUUUAUGCAGCACUUGAAAAUAGUAAAGAAACAGCUGAACUUCUUAUUUCACAUGGUGCGAAUAUCAAUGAAAAAGAUAAAGAUGGAGAAACCGCACUUCAUUUUACAGCAUAUAAUAAUAGUAAAGAAACAGCCGAACUUCUUAUUUCACAUAGUGCGAAUAUCAAUGAAAAAAAUAAAUAUGGAGAAACCGCUCUUCAUAUUGCAGCAAAAUAUAAUAAAAAAGAAACUGUAGAAGUUCUUAUUUCACAUGGUGCGAAAAAAUAA
Messenger RNA from Trichomonas vaginalis G3, 276 nucleotides. RefSeq names its product cyclin-dependent kinase inhibitor 2C-related family. Gene Ontology annotation, cellular component: cytoplasm; nucleus. NCBI's taxonomy places the organism in Eukaryota, Parabasalia, Trichomonadida, Trichomonadidae. The transcript has a single exon. The coding region runs from base 1 to 276 and encodes 91 amino acids. The record is from RefSeq and is a predicted model, not a curated record. Gene Ontology annotation, molecular function: protein binding.